This is a messenger RNA of Drosophila rhopaloa, 2366 nucleotides long. RefSeq names its product 60 kDa heat shock protein homolog 2, mitochondrial (gene Hsp60C). Gene Ontology annotation, molecular function: ATP binding; ATP-dependent protein folding chaperone; protein-folding chaperone binding. Gene Ontology annotation, cellular component: mitochondrial matrix; mitochondrial inner membrane. The transcript is spliced from 3 exons. The coding region runs from base 275 to 2005 and encodes 576 amino acids. The record is from RefSeq and is a predicted model, not a curated record. Gene Ontology annotation, biological process: protein import into mitochondrial intermembrane space; protein refolding; mitochondrial unfolded protein response. NCBI's taxonomy places the organism in Eukaryota, Metazoa, Arthropoda, Insecta, Diptera, Drosophilidae.
AAAAAAACACGUAUUGUAACAAACAAAAAUAGUAUAAUUUGGAGUGUAAAGAGAUACCGGCUACCUGCUAUAAGUUCGCGAUUGUUAAUUCCAAAAAUAAGUAUUGAAAUUUGUGAGGACUAACUGCAGCUUAUUUUGAGAGGCUCAGUAGGCUGGAUGCCAGUGAGUUGACUUGUCAGUAGCAUUUGCUGUUCGAGUUCCCCAUUUCACAUCGAACCACUGGAGCCUCAACAGUGCUAACGUAUUUAUAACUAAACGGCAAUAGUCACUCGUCAUGAUGCGCAUGCUCACCAGUUGCACCCUGCGGCGUACUGCGCGGAUCAGCCACAUCCUGUGGGGGCGCUCCUACGCCAAGGACGUGAAGUUCGGGCCGGAGGUGCGGGCCAUGAUGCUGCAGGGCGUGGACGUGCUGGCGGAUGCUGUGGCCGUGACCAUGGGCCCCAAGGGGCGCAACGUGAUCAUCGAGCAGAGCUGGGGCUCCCCGAAGAUCACCAAGGACGGCGUGACGGUGGCCAAGUCGAUCGCCCUGAAGGACAAGUUCCAGAACAUCGGGGCCAAGCUGGUGCAGGACGUGGCCAACAACACGAACGAGGAGGCGGGCGACGGCACCACCACGGCCACCGUCCUGGCCCGUGCCAUCGCCAAGGAGGGCUUUGAGAAGAUAUCGCGCGGGGCCAAUCCGGUGGAGAUCCGCCGCGGCGUGAUGCUGGCCAUCGAGACGGUGAAGGACAACCUGCGCAAGAUGUCCCGGCCGGUGAGCACGCCCGAGGAGAUCUGCCAGGUGGCGACCAUCUCGGCCAACGGCGACAAGUCGGUGGGCAACCUCAUCAGCGAGGCCAUCAAGAAGGUGGGCCGCGACGGGGUGAUCACGGUCAAGGACGGCAAGACCCUCUGCGACGAGCUGGAGGUGAUCGAGGGCAUGAAGUUCGACCGCGGCUACAUAUCGCCGUACUUCAUCAACGCCGCCAAGGGGGCCAAGGCGGAGUUCCAGGACGCCCUCCUGCUCUUCUGCGAGAAGAAGAUCAAGUCGGCCCCGAGCAUCGUGCCCGCCCUGGAGCUGGCCAACGCCCAGCGCAAGCCGCUGGUCAUCAUCGCCGAGGACGUCGAGGCGGAGGCCCUCAGCACCAUGGUGGUGAACCGGCUGAAGGUGGGCCUCCAGGUGUGCGCGGUGAAGGCGCCCGGGUUCGGGGACAACCGCAAGGAGUCGCUGGCGGACAUGGCCGUGGCCACCGGCGGCCUCGUCUUCGGGGACGAGGCCAACCUGGUGCGGCUCGAGGACGUCAAGAUGAGCGACUUCGGGCGCGUGGGCGAGGUGGUGGUCACCAAGGACGACACCAUGCUGCUGAAGGGCCGGGGCCAGCGGGCGGACGUGGAGAAGCGGGCGGAGGGGCUGCGCGAGGCCAUCAAGGAGUCCACCUCCUCCUACGAGAAGGAGAAGAUGCAGGAGCGGCUGGCGCGCCUCUGCUCGGGCGUGGCCCUGCUCCGGGUGGGCGGCUCCAGCGACGUGGAGGUCAGCGAGAAGAAGGACCGCGUCAACGACGCCCUCAAUGCCACGCGGGCCGCCGUGGAGGAGGGCAUCGUGCCCGGCGGCGGCACCGCCCUGCUGCGCUGCAUCCAGAAGCUGAACGACUUGAAAGGCGCCAACGAGGACCAGAACAUGGGCAUCGAGAUCAUCCGGCGGGCACUGCGCAUGCCCUGCAUGACGAUCGCUAGGAACGCCGGCGUGGACGGGGCCAUGGUGGUGGCCAAGGUGGAGAUCCUGGACGGCGACUACGGGUACGACGCCCUCAAGGGCGAGUACGGCAACAUGAUCGAGCGGGGCAUCAUCGACCCCACCAAGGUGGUCCGCACCGCCAUCUCGGACGCCGCCGGAGUGGCCUCGCUCCUGACCACCGCCGAGGCCGUGGUGACCGAGCUGCCCCUGGAGGAAGCCGCGGCUGCCGGGGCGGCAGCUGGACUGGGGGCCCUCGGGGGCAUGGGCGGCAUGGGCGGGCUGGGCAUGUAGUCCUCUGGAAAGGCCUCGUCCCUCACCCCUCUGACCCACUCAACACUCACUCCUGGAAUCGCCUUAAAACACGGGAACGCUGAUGGCUGAUCACAUUACACAGACAGCCAAACACUCUACACUCUACACUUUUACCACUCCGAUACGUUAGUAAAUGGAAAUGCCUUGACCUUUAAAUGAGUAUAGCUAAAAUUUAAUAUAAAUAUUUCGUUCAAUUUGGUUUAUAUGAAUACAAAAAUUUAUUGUUGUGCAAACAGAUGGAAACUGAUGAUCUUAAUAAUAACUUGGUUAUUUCCCAUGUUGAAGAAGACAUGAAUUUGGUUUAAUCCAAAAGAAAAAUAAAGAACCAGAUUCCAUCAUA